Messenger RNA from Pyricularia oryzae 70-15, 1566 nucleotides. Its product is annotated as ent-kaurene oxidase. The coding region runs from base 1 to 1566 and encodes 521 amino acids. The transcript has a single exon. Lineage: Eukaryota; Fungi; Ascomycota; Sordariomycetes; Magnaporthales; Pyriculariaceae. Gene Ontology annotation, molecular function: iron ion binding; monooxygenase activity; oxidoreductase activity, acting on paired donors, with incorporation or reduction of molecular oxygen. The record is from RefSeq and is a predicted model, not a curated record.
AUGCUCGAGCUCCUCGCGCGUCCAGCCGUGGCUGCACCGGCACUGCUCCUGGUCGGAUACAUCAUCUACCACGCGGUCAGGUCACCCAGGCUUCCAGAUCUGCCCAUCGUGGGCGCCAAAGAAGGGGACUGGUUCCCCAUGCUGCAGGCGAGAUGGAGAAACAUUGUGGACUUUGAGAGGGGGCUCAGCGAGGGCUACCAAAAGUACAAGGGCCGGCCGGUCAUCGUGCCGGCGUCGCACCGGACCAGCGUCAUGCUCCCGCUGGCCGAGGUGGACUGGUACCUGAGCCAGCCCGACGACGUGCUCAGCUUCCACCUCGCGGCGCACGAGACGCUGCAGCUGGACCACACGACGCUGGACCGCCGCCUGGCCCACGACACGGCCAACAACCGCGUCGUGACCGUGACGCUCAACGGCCAGCUCGGCAACCUGGUGCCCGACAUACUGGACGAGGUCCGGUACGGCUUCGAGCGGUGCUGGGGCGGCCGGCCGGGCGAGGCCAGAGAGGUGAAGCUGUACGAGACCAUGACGCGCAUCAUCGCCGGCGUCACGGCCCGCGUCAUCCUGGGCACCGCCUUUAGCCGCGACGAGGACUUUCUCGAGCUCAGCACCGCCUGCGCCCAGGACCUGCCCGUGUCGGCGCAGAUGCUCAUGUUUGUCUGGAAGCCCCUGCGACCGCUCGUGGCGCCCUUGGUCACGCUGGCCGCCAAGACGCGCCUGCGCCGCUACAGGCGUGCCAUCGCGCCCGAGGUGCACCGCCGGCUGGCGGCCUGGGACGCGCGAGCCCGAGACGCCGAGGGCGGCGGCGGCGACGGCAACGAGCCAAACGACUUUUUGCAGUGGACGAUCCGCCACGCCAAGCAGAGCGGCGACCCGACCAUGUGGGAGCUGGACAUGCUGGUGGGCCGCACGCUCAUGCUCAACUUUGCCGCCAUCCACACCUCGUCGCUGACGCAGACGGCGGCGGUGCUGGAGCUGGCGGCCAGCGACGCGUGCGUGGCGGCCGAGCUGCGCGCCGAGGUCAGCGCCGUGGUGGCCGAGCACGGCUGGACCAAGCGCUCCCUGGCGCGCAUGGAGAAGCUCGACUCGGUGCUGCGCGAGAGCGCGCGCCUCAACUCGGUCGUCACGCUGGGCAUGGAGCGCAAGGUGGUGGCGGCGGGCGGCGUCACCACGCCGUCGGGCCUGCACGUGCCGCGCGGCGGGGUGGUGUGCCUGCCCGCGUACGGCGUGCUGCACGACGACGCCGUCUACCCGGACGCGGAGGAGUUUAGGUCGUUUCGCUUCUCGGACGCGAGGGUCGACGACGGCCGCGGCGCCGCGUCGUACGUCGAGCGCGCCCGCAACGCCUUCCCCACCACCAAGCCCGAGUUUUUGGCGUUUGGGCACGGGCGCCACGCCUGUCCGGGCAGGUUCUUUGCGGCGCUCGAGCUGAAGAUGAUCUUGGCGUACAUUGUGCUGAAUUACGACAUAUCGCCGCGGGAAAAGACGCCGGGUAUGUGGCUUGGGGUGAAUAGGGUGCCGGAUCUGAAUGCCAAGAUAUGCAUUCGGAGAAGGGAAAAGUCGUGA